Molecule: messenger RNA, 2922 nt
Organism: Erigeron canadensis
Lineage: Eukaryota; Viridiplantae; Streptophyta; Magnoliopsida; Asterales; Asteraceae
Exons: 3
Coding region: 1-2922 (973 amino acids)
Source: RefSeq, a predicted model, not a curated record
AUGAAUUUGGACAAGAGCUGGACUAAAAUCACUAAUAAGUUUGAUCGAAGGUUCAUCAAUGGAGCACUAGGUUUUGCAAAAAUGGGUGAAAGAUACAUUGAUAGUCAAGGCAAUAUGCAUUGUCCAUGUAAGGAGUGUGUAAAUGCUAGAAGACAUGUGCCUUCCGUUGUUGCUACUCAUAUAAUUCAUAAAGGUUUUGAUCCAACAUACGACGUAUGGCUAUAUCACGGUGAGCAUUUGCCUGGUUAUGAAUCAGACGGAUCAGACAGUGAGUUUGAACAAACUGAAAGUGAAUUAGAUGAUGACGGUGAAAGACAGUUACUUGAUGAUGCAUUUCCAACAGGCGGUGAAAGCAUAGCUGAAAACAUUAAGGAAGAUGCGGAACAAAACCAAAAUCCAAAUGUAGAAAAGUUAUUUGUUGAUAUGGAGAAGCCUCUAUACCCGGAAUGUGAUGAGUUUUCCGUAUUGGGCUUCUUACUGGAGCUGAUGAAUGUAAAGAUAUCAUGUAAAAUGACUAAUGUGGCAAUGGAUAUGAUUUUGGAUUUAUUUAGCCGAGCUUUCAAGGAGGCAAACUUUCCCAAAAAUCAUUAUCAAGCCAAAAAGUAUUUACGUACUCUUGGACUAGGAUACCAAUCUAUCCAUGCUUGUAAAUAUGAUUGUGCAUUAUUUUGGGAAGAAAAUAAAGAUUUAGAAAAUUGUCCACGUUGCAACACUAGUCGUUAUGAAGAAAAGAGUAAUGGGAAGAAGAAACCAGUUAAAGUCUUGCGUUACUUUCCCAUCACAAGUAGACUGAAGCAUUUAUAUGCGUCAAGGCACACUUCUAAGGAUAUGUUGUGGCACCAUCAGAACAGAGCUAAAGAGGAGGGGGUUCUUAGGCAUCCGGCAGACGGAAAGGCAUGGAAACACUUUGAUACAUUGUUUCCUUAUUUUGCAAAUGAUCCUAGAAAUGUUCGUUUGGGGCUUGCAAGUGAUGGUUUCAAUCCUUUCGGGGCAAUGAGUCUUUCAUAUAGUAUGUGGCCUGUUGUGAUCAUACCAUACAAUAUGCCACCUUGGAAGUCUAUGGUAGAUGCUUCAUUUAUGCUGACAUUGUUAAUUCCAGGACGCGAUUCACCGGGAAUGAAUAUUGAUGUAUUUUUGCGUCCACUCAUUGAUGAGUUGAAACUUUUAUGGGAUAAGGGUGUUGAAACAUAUGAUUGUGAGUUAAAAAAGACAUUCAACAUGCGUGCCGCACUUUUAUGGACAAUCAAUGAUUUUCUUGCAUAUGGUUAUCUGUCUGGAUGGACCACGAGUGGAUACAAGGCAUGUCCAACAUGUAACAAUGAUGCUUGCAGUAUAGGUAUACGGGAUAAAAUAGCGUACGUGGGUCAUAGGCGAUUUCUUCCAACCAGUCACUCAUGGAGGAAAUCACUAGACUUUAAUGGGAAGAGGGAGACUAGGGAUGCACCUAAACCUAUCAGCGGAGAUGAUUGCUUACGACAGUUGGAACGUAUGAAUAUACAUCAACAUGGUAAACAUCCUGCUCAUGCAGGAACUAAAAGAAAACGGAACAACGAGGAUCCAAAUUGGUCAAAGAAAAGUAUCUUCUUUGAACUCCCUUAUUGGCCUGAUUUGCUAAUCCGUCACAACAUUGAUGUGAUGCAUGUUGAAAAGAAUGUGUGUGAGAACGUGUUAGGAACCCUAUUAGACAUAGAUGGAAAAACAAAAGACACAAACAAAGCUCGAAUGGAUUUGGAAGAUAUGAAUAUACGUAAAGAGCUUCACUUAGUAAAAAAUAAUGAUCGCUUGCUUAAACCCCAUGCUUCGUACGUUUUAACUCGAGAGGAGAGAAAACAUUUUUGUAAUCUAGUCAAGUCUGUGCGUUUUCCAGAUGGAUUUGCAGGAAAUUUUGAAAAAAAUGUGAUUGCUGAUCAAGGAAAGAUACAUGGGCUUAAAUCACAUGAUUGCCACAUUUUACUACAACGCAUAAUUCCUAUUGCAAUUCGUCCUUUUAUGACAAAACAGAUUCGAGAUGCAUUAACAGAGUUGUCUCGGUUUUUUAAGAAACUUACUGAAGCGACAUUGUAUGUGACAGAGUUAGAAGCGUUGCAGAAAGAGAUAGUUUUCAUUUUAUGCAAGCUUGAAAGAAUAUUUCCUCCAUCUUUUUUUACAAUCAUGGUGCACUUGUGUGUGCAUCUUCCUCAAGAGGCAAUUUUAGGAGGCCCUGUGCAAUCAUGGUGGAUGUAUCCAAUCGAAAGAUACCUUGGCCAUUUAAAGAGAUAUGUAAGGAAUAAAGCUAAACCUGAAGGGUCGAUAGCAGAAGGUUAUGUUGUUGAAGAAGCUAUGACAUUUUGUUCGCAUUAUUUAAGAGGUGUUGAAUCAAAGUUUUACAAACGUGGCAAGAAUGAAGAAAAAACAUAUAACGACGGUAAAAGCUUUGCAUUGGAUAUUUUUAGAUUAAAUGGCCGAGGUGUUGGGAAGAAAGAAGUUUGUGUCCUUCCGGGUGAUCAUUUGAAAAAAGCAAUGUGGUUUAUCUACAACAAUUGUGAAGAAAUUCAACCGUACUUGGAAGAACACUUACAUUCAUUACAAAGUCAACAUCCUGAUUUGUCAGAUUUUUCCAAGAUGCAACAAGCGAUAUUCCCGAAUUGGUUUGCAAAACGGGCUUACGAGGUUAAUUCUCAAGAUCCAUCCCAAAUUAAUGAGGAGUUAUAUGCGGUGUCUUGCCUUCAAGAUCAUCGAGUGUCAAUUUACAAGGGAUACAUAGUGAAUGGAGUAAAAUAUAUAGUUAAGUCAACAGAUGACUGCAGGCGAACACAAAAUUGUGGAGUUACUGUCCAAGGAGUUCAUAAUGAUGUUGAAGACGACUAUUAUGGAUAUAUUGAUGAGGUAAUUGAAUUGUCAUUUAUAAAAGAUUGUCGUGUUGUAAUAUUCAAAUGCACAUAG